AUGCCAACGAGUACGCAAGCUCUUGCUGCGUUUAUGCCUCGCCGAUAUUCGCCUUUGGACGAAAACCAGCGUCAACAACAACAACAACAACAACAACAACAACAACCACAACAACGACAGAGACAACAACAACAACUACGACAGCAACUACGACGACGACAACCACGACGACGACAACUACCACUUCAACCACCAGUACAACGACGAGUACGAGUACGACAACUACCGCAACUACGACAACCACCACUUCAACCACCAGUACAACGACGAGUACGACUACGACAACAACGACAACGUCGACAACUACCACUUCAACUACCAGUACAACGACGAGUACGAGUACGACAACUACCGCGACUACGACAACCACCACUUCAACCACCAGUACAACGACGAGUACGACCACGACAACAACUAAAACAACUACAACUACGACUACAACAUCAACAUCAACCACCACUACAACUACUGUUGUUAAUGCAACAUAUACAUGUGGAGAAAAUACUGCCGUUACCAUUAGCUGUAGUGGGUCGUACACACUUCAUAUUGUUCAAACAUUGUAUGGAGCAUCGAGCUGUUACACGUGCUCAUGCUCAUACUGCACAUGCUCCGGCAUGA
Rotaria socialis is the source of this 618-nucleotide messenger RNA. The record is from the annotation of a GenBank genome assembly. Lineage: Eukaryota; Metazoa; Rotifera; Eurotatoria; Philodinida; Philodinidae.